Molecule: messenger RNA, 249 nt
Organism: Plasmopara halstedii
Lineage: Eukaryota; Oomycota; Peronosporomycetes; Peronosporales; Peronosporaceae
Exons: 2
Coding region: 1-249 (82 amino acids)
Source: RefSeq, a predicted model, not a curated record
AUGGUGGGAAAGUUUUUUGGGACUGGUAAACACUGCCGAACUAGGCGUAUCGUGCGCGCUCAGAUUUCUUGUCCACCUCUCACUGAAGUUGAAUUGACGACCAUGUCCGGCUUAUCGUCCCAAUGGCUGCAGAGCAUCUGCAAUAGUUACCCUCAUCAUAGAGGGUCUUUAAACAUGUUCAGUUUGCUUCGAGACCAUUACGUCCCCUCUACCUUGUGCAAGAAAGCGGUGAGUGUCGACUCUCAGUAG